This is a messenger RNA of Ostertagia ostertagi, 585 nucleotides long. The record is from the annotation of a GenBank genome assembly. Lineage: Eukaryota; Metazoa; Nematoda; Chromadorea; Rhabditida; Trichostrongylidae.
AUGUGCUCCAUUGCGCUUCGCGUCACAGCAUUCACCAUGCUCCUGUAUCUCUCGCAGAUCCAGUUUUGCGAAGUUUUUGUUCCUGGAGAGCAAGACGAAACAAUACCCGAAUCAUAUCGUCCGGAAAUCUACAAGUUCGAUCGAAACGUAGCUCCAGCUCUGUCCUGCACAUUCAUAAUGCUCCAGCCUGGCGUACUAAUCCGCAAUAUCGAUACAAGUGGUGGACCCAUACCAGAAAAUAUAAAUAUUGAAGACUGCCUCAAUCGUUGCUGCACGACCCUUGAGUGUCAUUGGGCCUCGCACUAUCGUUCUUCUGAUAACGCAACUAGCGAGUCGCCCAAUGGUGAAGCAGCGGAUGGUAAAACAUACGAAGGUUGUCUCUUGAAUUCGGUCGUGUUAAACAUCAGUGCGAUGCAAUUUCUAGUAACUCCAGCUCGUUCCUGCACAUUCAUAAUGCUCCAGCCUGGCGCAGUGAUCCACAAUAUCAGUGGAAUGUUUUAUUACCCGGGAUAUAAAAACAUUGAACGCUGCCUUGACAUUUGUUGCAAGAACACCAAUGUGUCAAUGGGUUUCGUACAAUUGUUC